Messenger RNA from Salarias fasciatus (jewelled blenny), 2245 nucleotides. It is a transcript of the gene rffl, whose product is annotated as ring finger and FYVE-like domain containing E3 ubiquitin protein ligase. Gene Ontology annotation, biological process: proteasome-mediated ubiquitin-dependent protein catabolic process; negative regulation of extrinsic apoptotic signaling pathway via death domain receptors; protein K48-linked ubiquitination. The coding region runs from base 257 to 1288 and encodes 343 amino acids. Gene Ontology annotation, molecular function: ubiquitin protein ligase activity. NCBI's taxonomy places the organism in Eukaryota, Metazoa, Chordata, Actinopteri, Blenniiformes, Blenniidae. The transcript is spliced from 8 exons. The record is from RefSeq and is a predicted model, not a curated record. Gene Ontology annotation, cellular component: cytoplasm; plasma membrane.
CCUGGUUGUUCCUCUCUCGUUACUUCCUGUGUGUCUGUCUGACCGGCCUGUCCUCGUCGGGCUGGUUAUAGUUCAACUUUAACCUGGAGGUUAACCAGCUGUCACUAACUAGUCGUGUCAGUUCGGUCGCCGCUAACCGGAGCUGCUGUCAUUCACCAGCUCCACCUCCUGAAAUGUUCAAACAUCCCAUGAAAUCGUUCAAGCCUGGAUUUUAAUGCACCGACGAAACUCCUCCCUCUGAGAACGAGACCAAGACAUGUUUGCGUCCUGCUGCCAGUGGCUCUGUUUGGACUCGGACGUCUCUCAGUCGGACCCGGAGGACAGACGUCCUCAGUCUUACACCAACUCGGCCUUCAGCAGCCAGCCGUCGCCCCCGGAACCCACCUGCAAGGCCUGCGGGGGGCGCUUCGACACACGCGCCAGGAAGCACCUGUGUGUGGACUGUAAGAAGAACUACUGCGGCCAAUGCUCCGCCCACCAAGAACCCCGGCCCCGCCUCUGCCACACCUGCCAGCGUUUCUAUGGCAACCUGCUGGAGAGGGCGGAGCUUAUGAAGCUGAAGGUGAAGGAGCUGCGAGACUACCUCCACCUGCACGAGAUCUCCACGCACCUGUGCAGAGAGAAGGAGGAGCUGGUGGAGCUCAUCCUCAGUCAGCAGUCCUCUCCAUCCAGUAGCUCCGCCCCCGAGAUGUCCUCCAUGUCGUCUCCCGACUACACCCCCUCCUUCCCCGACGCCCCCCCCACCUUCACCCCCCCCACAGAGCAGCCCGAAGCCCCGCCCACACAGCCACCCGAAGCUCCGCCCACAGAGCCCGAGGAGCAGGACCCGGACGAGGACCAGGACGGGGACCAGGAGGAGGAGGAGGACCAGAUGUGGGACGGCGAGGAGGCGGCGCCGAGCGGCCGCCGGGCGUCCCUGUCCGACCUGAGCUGCGAGGACGACAUCGAGGCGCUGAGCGUCCGGCAGCUGAAGGAGAUCCUGGCCCGGAACUUCGUGGACUACAAGGGCUGCUGCGAGAAGUGGGAGCUGAUGGAGCGAGUGACCCGGCUGUACCGGGACCAGCAGAACCUGCAGAACCUGCACAACCAGCACACCCAGCAGAACGGACCGCCGUCCGCGACGUCUCCGGAGGACAACCUGUGUAAGAUCUGCAUGGACUGUCCCAUCGACUGCGUCCUCCUGGAGUGUGGUCACAUGAUCACCUGCACCAAGUGCGGCAAGAGGAUGAACGAGUGUCCCAUCUGCCGUCAGUACGUCAUCAGAGCGGUCCACGUCUUCAGGUCCUGAUGCUGCAGCAGAAACUUAUUCUGCAGAAAUCCGUCGGACGGUUUGGGUCUCAGCCGACUGAUCUCAGCCGGAGCCAGCGUUUCCACGGCAACAAGUCCUCCUGAACAGACCCCUCUGCAGAGGUCCACCAGGUGGCACUGCGUCUUCCAUGAGACAUAAACUCUCCCCUCAAACGCACCGCGAUGCCUUCAAAGCCCCCCAAGUCGGUUCCAACCUGCACCGAGUCCCCGUUUCCAUGGCAGCAGGAGGCGUCCCAACCCCAGGACCUGGAGGACGCUUUCCUGCCUGAUUCAGAGCUCUUCAUCACCACUCUCACUGUCCAGGUUUAAAACCAGCUUCAGUUCAUUCCAGAGCUCAGUGCCUGAAUCCAGAUCCAUCAUCCAUCCAAGACUCCACUAAUUCCAGAGCGAGAAGCCAGAAGACAAAGUCCACCCUGCUGACCUCUGCUGACCUCCAGGUCAUCCUUUGUGCAGUGCGAACAUUCUUUCCCACAAUUCAUUGUUUGAUUCCAGUUUGAGUGUUGAAACCCUCCAGCUCUGUGUGUGUGUGUGUGUGUGUGUGUGUGUGUGUGUGUGUGUGUGUGUGUGUGUGUGUGUGUGUGCGUGUGCGUGUGCGUGUGCGUGUGCGUGUGCGUGUGCGUGUGCGUGUGCGCGUGCGCGUGCGCGCGUUUUGAUUGUGGCUCCUCAUUUUUCCUUGUUUGUCCUUAACUCACUGUUGAAAUUUUUGUUUUGGUGAAAUUAUUGUUUGAUUUUGGUGAACAUUAAGGGAGGGGAUUCCUCUUCCAGUCGGGAGGCUCUGGUGGUUUCCUCUUCCUGUGGUGGGACGGGGGGGAUUGACCGAGGAACAAACUUAACAGAUGAAGCGUUGAAGCUCAUCUGUUUCAGCUGCUUUUGGUUGACUUUCUUCUUUCUAACACUUUGAAGUUUUACUGGAAUCUGUUCUAUAAAAUAGUUUUUU